GUAAGCAGCGGAUUCUUGUCUGUGCGCAGCUCAUUAAAGGGCUUUUCUCAUGAGAAAGAAUGUGAUUGUGCUGUAGUAAGUGGGUGUGUCUCUCAACCUAUAAAUACAACCCGUGAGUUCUUUUUGACGUAAACUAGUGAGGGAAUCUUAUCACCCAUCUGUCCACGCCGUUAUAGGACUGAAGGACAUGUCUCUCCGCGGAAUUUUCGCGUUCCUGCUCUUUCUCGCGUGCGUCUCACAGCUCAUCUUAACUGCUGAGUGCACCAGAGGAGCCAGGAGGAAAGGAAGGAGGCAGGAAAGAAGAGGUGAUAAUAACAUUAACGUGAUGAAAGGAAAGUUCAUAAUCAAUGACAAGACGCAGCAGUGCACGUGGGUGGCGCGCGGAGAGGACAAGUACACCAUGAACGUUACAUGCAAGCCUGGGAGCGGGGACGGAUUCACCUGUAAAUACACUGCCAAGCCGGCAACGUGCGCCGAAUAUUCGUCUAAUCCCAAGGGCUACUGGAAACAGAUAGCCAGAUCUCUGCAAAAGCAGAAGAAACUUUGCGUGGAUCCGCGCGCACUGAUCCGGGCGGGCAUGUGUAAGCGCGCGCCCCUGGACGCGCAUUUCAAACUCACAGAAGCGUCACAAAAGAAACCCCCCUCGACAGAGAAAACCCCCACAGCCACAAACACACCGCCUCCGGACACCGAACAAGGGUGCACAGAGCGCAUCGAUCACCGCGAGCUCGCCAGAGAGAAGUGUGGAGAUUCCUGGGCGAGUCUAUGCGCGUUCCUCUUCACUGUAAUCCAGAGUGGAGACUGCUGAGCUUUUACUUUUUUUUGUUACGUUUGUUUUGCUUUUCCUCUGAUAGACUUUCAAGACUACGUUUUAUGUUGUAAACAGAUAAUGCACUGUACUGAUUGUUGGUCACGUGGGUCAGUAGCCCGCCACGUUUACCUUUUACGCUUACCAGGGACGUUGCUAGACCCCCCUUAAGUAUGAUGUCUCCCAUAAAAGAUUGAGUUACAGGAUGGAUGUCUGUUAGAAAUCAUUCUCAGUCUUAUAAUUUGCUCAAUGAUUGAGGAAGUAGAUGAUUAGGAAAACGUUAAUUAGAAAUAGUAAGUGAUCACUCAUCAAAGUGAAAAAAGGUGAUACGAGUAAUGGGGGGCGUGUGCCCCAGUAGAAUUUUACUGUAUGUCUAGCAACACCCCUGGCGCUCACCAUAGAGCCUCUAAAUUUAAUACAAGCAAGUUUGUUGAAUCCAUAAACCAAUUUUAACAUUGUUUUUUUAUGCAAAGGGAUAAUAGUGCUGUGUAUUUAAAUUAUGUUUGAUAUUAAAUGUUGUUAUUUAUUUAUUAAUAGAGCAUUUUAAGGGAUUUGGCAAAUGUUUAGAUUUAAUAUUUGUUUAGCUGUCAAAAGUUUAUUGUGCCAUAUUUUUGCCUUUAUUCAUGAUUAUUAAAAACCAACCACUUUGUAAACUUUGAUUUACAUUUCAACAGAGUGCAAGCUGCUCAUUUUAUGAUUUGCUCUAACAGUCAACUGUGUAAAUAUGUCAGUUACUUCUCUUUAUAAUAAUAAUAUAAUAAUAAUAAUUGAUCUUCAUCUUGUACUCAUAUCCAAAUGUUACUCUCUUUCAGCAAAUACACCAUGUUCUUCAUUUUACUGUAAAAGCACAAUAUAUCCACUGUUUUGCAUUGUAACCGUAUUUAUGACAUUCAAAAUAAAUAUUUUUGCCUACUAUUUUCUUUAAA
This is a messenger RNA of Danio rerio (zebrafish), 1734 nucleotides long. The record is from RefSeq and is a predicted model, not a curated record. Lineage: Eukaryota; Metazoa; Chordata; Actinopteri; Cypriniformes; Danionidae.